Messenger RNA from Pelobates cultripes (western spadefoot toad), 7204 nucleotides. NCBI's taxonomy places the organism in Eukaryota, Metazoa, Chordata, Amphibia, Anura, Pelobatidae. The record is from the annotation of a GenBank genome assembly.
GGAUUCUGUAAAUGUAUGUUAGAAAGUUUAAAUCUGGGAAUCCAUAGUAUAGUAUGUACAAUGCUAAGAGCCCUUAGAAAUUGAAAAGUAUAAUUGUGUUAAUCCCAUUGAAGGAGUAAUUGAGAUUUUCAGAACUCCUCAUCAAUAUUUAACCUUUGUAACAUCUCAUUCAACAAGUACCUUUAACAUCCCCCUUGAAUUCAAUCAACAAGUGCCAUUAGUACAAAUGUUUAAUGCAAGGCUUUAAGUACAGCUGCUACCUUGUCAAAACUAAUAUUCUCAAACAGAGAAACCCGAUUAGUACAAGGCAGGUAAGGGACUUUAUUUCCAGUUUGAAAGGUUUUUAUCUACAGAGCAGGUCCCCAAACUCUGAAUUGUAGCGAAUUUAAAUCUAAAUGGAAAUAUUUAGGCAAACAUAGCUUAAUUUGGGCAGUUCUACAAAACUAUUUUAGCCUUAAUUUCACAAUUUGGAUUUUACUUUGAUUAUUUUUAACAUUUUAUUUUAUACAAUCUUGGGAAAACACCGGAAUGUUUGCAGUUGCUGAGGACAAUAAUUACUUAAAGGACCACUCUAGGCAUCCAGACCACUUCAGCUUAAUGAAGUGGUCUGGGUGCCAGGUCCAGCUAGGGUUAACCCAUUUUUUAAUAAACAUAGCAGUUUCAGAGAAACUGCUAUGUUUAUUAAUGGGUUAAGCCUUCCCCCUAAUCCACUAGUGGCUGUCUCAUUGAUUUUCAAAGUGAGAGCACGCCAGCGUCCAUAGGAAAGCAUUGCUUUCCUAUGUGACCGGCUGAAUGCGCGCGCAGCUCUUGCCGCGCGUGCGCAUUCAGCCGACGGGGAGGAGAGAAGGAGGAUCGGAGGAGGAGAGCUCUCUGCCCAACGCUGGAAAAAGGUAAGUUUAAACCCCUUUCCCCUUUCCAGAGCCGGGCGGAUUUUCACAGUGAGAAGACGCAAGCGUCCAUAGGAAAGCAUUGGGAAUGCUUUCCUAUGAGACUGGCUGAAUGCGCGCGGGGCUCUUACCGCACAUGCGCAUUCAGCCGAGGAGGAGAGCUCGCCCGGCGCUGGAAAAGAGGUAUGUUUAGCCCCUUCCUCACCCUAGACCCCGGUGGGAGGGGACCCUGAGGGUGGGGGCACCCUCAGGGCACUAUAGUGCCAGGAAAACGAGUGUUUUAAGGUCCUUUAAGGGCACAGUUGGUAGAUAUUUACAUUGAGCUUUAGGCUAAAAGAAAGCUAAAAUGCCAUGUCUAAGGGUUUUGCAGUUUGUGCAGCAGUGCCUUUAAUACUUCCAGGCUAUUCCAGGUAUCUACUACCCUUUCUAUAUCACUGUUACUGCUCCCACUGGAAGGCUAUUCCAGGUAUCUACUAUCAUUUCUUUAUCACUGUUAGCCUUUACUGCUCCCACUGGAAAGCUAUUCCAGGUAUCUACUACCCUUUCUAUAUCACCGUUACCGCUUCCACUGGAAGGAUAUCCCAGAUAUCUACUACCCUUUCUAUAUCACUGUUACUGCUCCCACUGGAAGGCUAUUCCAGGUAUCUACUACCCUUUCUAUAUUACUGUUAACCUUUACAGCUUUCACUGGCCAUACAAGGCCAUACAUGCUGCCUCAUUACUAAUUUUGAUGUCCUUGAAACUUUUUUUCUUUUUAAGUUAAUCAGCAUUUUUGCUUAAACACAGCUAGUCCGUUAACAUGGCUGUAAAUGUGACUCUCCUAUAUUCAAGGCCAGUUGGGUGGGUGAUUGUGCCCUGGAUUUAUCUGCAUUUACUACAGGGAUGAGUGGCCUUUGUCUCUUUAUUGUACUGUAGAACACGUGUUUGCGUGGUGUCUGCCUGCUAUACCCAGCCAGUUGGAGUAGCAGGCAUUAGGGAGCAGGUUUAACCAGCAUAUAUAAUGUGUUCAGACAUGUUUCAGGUGACUAAUGUGCCAGAGAAUUAUAGUGUUGCCUUAGUUCCUGCCCCAAUCUAUGGGGCAUAUAGAUCUAGGUUUGCAUCCUAUUGCCUGGGCCCUAUGUAUUGGGUGAGGUGUGUUUAAUUUGAAGAGUGUACAAACUGUUUGUACUAUGUUAGCUUGGUAUACGUGGUCUGUGUAGAUUUUAACCUUUGGUUUAUAUACAACCUUUACAUCCAUAUGGACUUACUAGUUGCCUAAGUGAUUUUCGUUGGGUGCCCCCUCAUGACUUACUACACGAAGGACAGUACCAGAAACACAGUUAACAAGUCUAUGCAUUAGUAUUGCAGUUCAUUGCAGUAUUUAUUUAAACUGUAUCUAUUCUCUUUAGAUCAAAUACACACUAAUAGAUGAGCAGGAUAUCCCUCUGGUGGAUAAUUAUUCGUUUGAGGUAAGAAUGGUCUAACAUACUAUAAUUUAUUCUUUUCUGCAUCUUCCUCUAUAAGGUUGGGAAAAAGUAAAUGAUUAUUUUAAUAAAAUAAAGGGUGUGUGUAUAUAUCUCUAUAUCACGACAGCUCGCACUUGCCACAUCCCGCAAAACGAUGACCACCUGUAUGUGUAUAUAUAUUGCGCACACACACACAGAAAUCACAAAUUUGCAGUGAUGUUAUUACCGCAAAGGAUUCUGGGUGGGCAUAUGCGAAUUAGUUUAACAAAGAAUCACACUUGGGAAAAGAUGCAAAACCAGUGAACCACUCAUGAAACAGCUGUGUGUGUAAACGACAGAAGGGCUGCGCCACAUGCAAUAAAAUAUAAUAAAAAGGUAGAUAAAAAUAAAUUAAAAGUAAAUACUGCGAGUCUUAUUCCAGAUGUGGAAAUUGACACAUAUAAGAUAGUCUCUUAUUCAGGAGGUAGGUUCUUGGUACUUAGCGGGUCUUGUAGUCUUGGUUCUCCAUAUGUGGUUGAGAAGAAACACAAAGAAGACCUAAUAGUGCAGUAAGCCAAGGCUAAAUAGGCCUGUUAUUAAAUAGUAGCAUUGCACUCACAUUUGAAAGAGCUAUCACCAGCUCUAGCAUGAAUCGCCUAUAGUGGUAUAAUCACCACUAUUUAGGAUGUGGUGAUGGUGGGUCUUGGCUGGUAGUUGUCUGGAUGCUCAAAGACAAGAAAUAAAAGAAAGGCCACAGAUAGUGCUCUCAGUAAGACACAGUAAUUAAAUGAAUAUAAAGGUUCUACUUACAGACAUAGUCAGCCUGCCUGAAUAAGAGACUAUCUUAAAUGUGUCAAUUUGCACAUCUGGAAUAAGACUCGCAGUAUUUACUGUUAAUUUAUUUAUAACCACCCUUUUAUUAUAUUUUACUUCAUUUUAUUGCAUGUGGCGCAGCUCUUAUCUGUCUUUUACUUUUGUACUUUCUUGAAGGGUUAAGAGGGAUCCACUUUUACUGGGUUGCUGCCUUAUUGUUCGUUUUCAUUGUUAUCUAGCGCUGACCCAUUUGUGUAUUCUUGUUCUAUAUUAUAUAUAAUCUAUCUCUGUGAAUUUGGCUUAAUCGUCUAGUGAUCUUUACCUUGCUGCAAGUCUUAAUGGAGAGCUCCAAGCCCCAUGACCAAUACAUAAUGCAGUAAUGGUCCUAGGAUUGCCCUGACCUCUCAGAGUAGUCAAACGGUUUAGAAAUGGUUUCACCUUUUACUUGGGUCCUGCUGGGCGCAUAUCGUUGCCUGACUUGGUACCAGAACCACCUGCACUCUCAGCUGAUGAGGGCAGCGGAUUCAAAGUUGUUCCUGGCUAUGUAGCAGAGCUUUUAAACAGUUUGACUGCUUACUCUGUGAUGUGGCCAGAGAAUGCCUGGCAUUGGGCUGUAGUGAUUAUGGUGCUUGGAAGGUUUCCUAUUAAAGGGUAUGAUAAGAUUACAUUUUGCAAACCUUGUCAUGUAAGGAGACAAAUUGCUUACUGCUUCUAUAAAUUCCCCCAUACAAAUACAUUUAUUGGAUUCAUAGUCAAUUCAGGGUUAAAAGAACACUAUAGAUACUAUAGCUGCUUCAUCUGGUGAAUGAAAUGGUUAUACUACCUACAGUGUCCCUUUGUUUUUAGUAGGAUUUUGGAUUGUUAUUUAAGACGCCAUGGUGUGUGUGUGUGUGUGUGUGUGUGUAUAUAUAUAUAUAAUUCCUUCUUCAUGAAUCAUGUCUGGCAGGUGACUUAUUUUAUGAACACAUUGAAGUGUGCUCCAGUCAGACUGUUAGUAUUUAUGUCUUGGCGCUUAAUCAUUUAGUAAUCUCCCCUGGUGGGGUUAUCAGGAAAAAAAAAAAAAAUGCACGUAUUUGUGUUUUUGAUUUAAGGAAUUUAUUUGCUUGAUUUUUAUUUUCAGGCUCGAAUGGACGUUGAUGCCGAUGGCAACGGUGCCAAGAUAUUUGCAUAUGCAUUUGACAAGUAUAAAGGAAGGGGCUCUGGUCGGCUGCUGCAUGAAUUAUUGUGGUCUGUAUCAGUGUUUAAGAGCUCAUUCACUCCAGCUUUGUUACGUUCUACGGGUCUCUUUUUGAGCUUGUGCAAACUCUGUUCAUAAUUAUUUUUGAGUUUUAAAUGUGUGGCUGCUGCUUAUUUAUUUUAUUUUCCCCUUUUCUUUCUACCUUCACAAAAUGAACUCGGACGGGGACAUUGUGGCGUUAAAGGACCACUAUAGUGCCAGGAAAACAUACUCGUUUUCUUGGCACUAUAGUGCCCUGAGGGUGCCCCCACCCUCAGGGUCCCACUCCCGCCCGGCUCUGGAAGGGGGAAAGGGGUUUAAACUUACCUUUUUCCAGCGCUGGGCGGGGAGCUCUCCUCCUUCUCUCCUCCUCCGAUCCGCCCCGUCGGCUGAAUGCGCACGCGCGGCAAGAGCUGCGCGCGCAUUCAGCCGGUCACAUAGGAAAGCAUUCAUAAUGCUUUCCUAUGGACGCUGGCGUGCUCUCACUGUGAAAAUCACAGUGAGGAGCACGCAAGUGCCUCUAGUGUCUGUCAAUGAGACAGCCACUAGAGGAUUAGGGUGAAGGCUUAACCCAUUAAUAAACAUAGCAGUUUCUCUGAAACUGCUAUGUUUAUAAAAAAAAAUGGGUUAAUCCUAGAAGGACCUGGCACCCAGACCACUUCAUUAAGCUGAAGUGGUCUGGGUGCCUAGAGUGGUCCUUUAAAUAUGGCUUGAUUGCAUGGUUUCUUACCCCUGUAGUCCAUUGUUGGCUAACCUUGCUAAAUAUUAUAAAUUGCUCAACUACAUUUCCGGUGAUGCAUAGCCUGGAUUAAAGGGACACUGGGUACAAAACUUCAACUGAUUGAGUUUGUCAGCGCUGGGUCCCAUAUCAUUAUUACGUGGUUUACCCACUGUUUAACAUAGAUGCUCGGUCCCCUGCAGCCAAGCCCCCAAUUUCAAUAUGGAGAAUGUCUGCUAAACCUUCCAUUAUACCAGCUCCAGGGAUUGUAAUCAGCUGUGAGCGCUCAGCUGAUACGCUCAGACUGUUACUCAGGUAUGGUGUGAGGCAGAGCAUAACUCCGCUGUGUCAUAUUGUUAUUGGGGGGCCAAGUUGCAGGAUGUAAGGGAACGAGCAUCUGCUAAAUGGUGAGUAAACAAUCAUUUGCAGUUGUUAUUUACAAUAUUGUUUUUUCUUUCUUUGCCCAUUUCUGCUGCCUUCUCUUGGUCAUGUUUUUGACUUUUUAGAUUGUUUUGAAAUGUGACAUCUGACCUGUAUCAACAAAUUGUUUUAACUAUGUAUAUUUAUAUUGAUGCCUCUUAUAAACAAUUAAAAUAAAUUAAAAAUACAGCCUUUACUUGAUGCAUUCUUACGUGGAUCCUGACCCUUUUUUUUUUUUUUUUUUUUUUUAGGCAGCGACACAAGGGAGGCAUUGCACCAGGAUUUGAAGUAAUCCAUUUAAAUGGUAUCACGGUUGAUAAUCGAUUGGAUAAUCUGAAAGUGGUUCUUCGAGGAAGGAGGCCAGAGGUAGAAGAGGUUUCUAGCAAGCAAAGGUAACUAUAUAUGAAUUUCAAAUAAUACAGACCAUAGUUACUGGUCUUUAUUGUAGUGAGUGUUUUAAGAUCAUCUUAUACCUUGUUUCCCCAAAAAUAAGACAUCCCCAGAAAAUAAGCCCUAGCUUAUUUUAGGAGGAUGCUCGUAUUCUAAGCCCUACUCCGAAAAUAAGCCCUAGUCGCUAGUCAAACAUUGAUUUGCGGGAUUCCAUUCGCAACUAAGCUAAUCUAUGUUCGGGUAAGUUUCCCUGAACAUAGAUUCGCAGGAUUUGCUUUGCAAUUAAGCUAAUCUGUGUUCUGGGAAAUUUCCAGUUCACUAGAAAAUCGACCUGUUUACUAGGGCAUUAAAUCCUGCUAAUCUAUGUUCUAGGGAACUUCACCCAAACGUAGACCUGCUUUCUACCACAUGCUUGCUACCAUUUCCCCCCGAAAAUAAGCCCUAGUGUGUUUUUCAGGGGAAAAAUUAAUAUAAGACCCUGUCUUAUUUUCGGGGAAAGACGGUAUUAUGGUCCUACACUUAUAACUGGCUUAGAUUGAAGUGUUUUGCUGUAUUUUAUAUUUUAGGGAGCAGUCUCUGUAUUGGCUCGCUAUUCAACAACUCCCCACAGACCCCAUAGAAGAUUUGUUUCCACUACUAAACGUCACACGCUGCUAUAAUGCCAACGGAGAAGUGGUUCGAGAGGAAGAGAAUUCCUGUACUUAUUAUGAAUGCCAUUACCCUCCCUGCACAGUAAUGGAGAAACAGGUAUGUCAUGCCACCGAAAAUGGCAUAAAGACUGCGUUCUUAAAGGACCACUCGACAUCCCAGAAGAGAUUUGUUUGCUAAAGUGCUUUAUUGGUUCGGAGUAUCCUGUUUUACCACAGUUUAUAAAAGUGCAGAUUUUCUAUGACAAAUUGGCACUUCUAUUAAUAUAUUCUCGAACAACCCUCUGGCAGUGAAACAGCCAGGGAGGUUUGCUGCCUCCUUCCAUUGGCUCCCCUGAGCUAACGAAAGUGGCAGACGUGCUCUACUUAAUUGUUGAGGUAUGGAAUAGAUUAGCUAUAUCUGUAUAGUUGUUGUGUGUGUUUUUAUAUAUUUAUAUAUAUAUAUAUAUAUAUAUAUAUAUAUAUAUAUAUAUAUAUAUAUAUUCUCUCGUUUGUUGUAGACUGCAUCCUUGACUCAUUCUGCAAUUAAUCUUUCUGUAUUUCAGUUGCGUGAGUUUAAUAUUUGUGGCAGAUGCCAAUUAGCACGAUACUGUGGUACCCAGUGCCAACAGAAAGACUGGCCCGCUCACAAAAAGCACUGCUGUGAAAAGAUCCGGAUUUUGCAGUACGAACCUGAGCCAGAGCGAUGA